Molecule: messenger RNA, 2641 nt
Organism: Magnolia sinica
Lineage: Eukaryota; Viridiplantae; Streptophyta; Magnoliopsida; Magnoliales; Magnoliaceae
Product: boron transporter 4-like
Exons: 14
Coding region: 271-2268 (665 amino acids)
Biological process (GO): monoatomic ion homeostasis; monoatomic anion transport; transmembrane transport
Cellular component (GO): plasma membrane
Molecular function (GO): solute:inorganic anion antiporter activity
Source: RefSeq, a predicted model, not a curated record
CGCGAGAAGAGAAGAGAAGAGAAGAGAAGAGAAGAGAAAAGCGAGAGAAAUAGAUUCUUCCUGAUUUUCCGGCGGGAAAAGAGAUUGAGAUCUAACACACUAGGCCAUUUUUCUACAGUUCUGUCCAAAACAAAAAACUCGAAAUCUAAAUACCUUCUCUUUUCAUUUCUUCUUCAUGCAAUGAAAUGGUAGUCUGACCUAAAGAACUCUCGCUUCUCCUUUCUUUCCGACAGGCACGGUCUCCGUCGUCUCGGUGUCGAAGAACCAGCAAUGGACCAUUUUAAAUAUCCAUUCAGAGGGAUCAUCAAGGAUGUCAAAGGGAGAGCACUGUGCUAUAAGCAAGAUUGGAUUGGCGGACUGCGUUCAGGCUUCGGGAUAUUGGCUCCGACUACGUAUAUCUUCUUCGCUUCUGCACUUCCAGUUAUUGCCUUUGGAGAGCAAUUGAGUCGCGAAACAGAUGGAGCCUUGAGCACCGUAGAAACUCUGGUCUCGACUGCUAUCUGCGGUGUUAUACAUGCAAUACUUGGCGGGCAGCCCAUGUUGAUUCUAGGAGUUGCGGAGCCCACUGUUAUAAUGUACUCUUAUUUGUACAAUUUCUGCAAAGGAAGGGAGCAGCUGGGGGGCCGCCUGUUCCUGGCAUGGGCAGGAUGGGUUUGUAUUUGGACAGCUUUCCUGCUAUUUCUUUUUGCAAUAUUCAAUGCCUGUGCUAUCAUCAGUAGAUUUACAAGGGUUGCAGGGGAGCUUUUUGGCAUGUUGAUUACAGUUCUUUUCAUCCAGGAAGCAAUUAAGGGAUUAGUGAGCGAAUUCAACAAGCCGGAAGGUGAAGAUCCAAGUUCUGCAUCGUACCAGUUCCAAUGGCUUUAUACAAAUGGAUUGCUAGGUGUCAUAUUCUCCUUCGGCCUACUCUUCACAGCACUAAAGAGUAGGAGGGCAAGGUCAUGGCGAUAUGGCACAGGUUGGCUGAGAAGUUUCAUUGCAGACUAUGGGGUCCCGUUGAUGGUCUUGGCGUGGACUGCGUUAUCAUACGGUGUACCGAGCAAGGUUCCUUCUGGAGUUCCAAGAAGGCUCUUUAGUCCACUUCCUUGGGAAUCUGGAUCUUUGCACCAUUGGACCGUCGCCAAGGAUCUGAUGCAAGUUCCGCCGGUUUACAUCUUUGCUGCCAUAAUACCGGCUGUGAUGGUUGCGGGCCUUUACUUUUUCGAUCACAGCGUAGCUUCACAGCUGGCCCAGCAGAAGGAGUUCAAUCUGAAAAACCCGUCCGCUUAUCAUUAUGACAUUUUGUUGCUUGGGUUCAUGGUUUUGCUUUGUGGUUUGCUUGGAAUUCCUCCUUCCAAUGGGGUCCUCCCACAAUCCCCCAUGCACACCAAAAGCCUUGCUGUUUUAGAGAGACAGCUAAUUCGCAAGAAGAUGGUAAAGACUGCAAAGGAAGGCAUAAAACAGCAAGACAGCAUCUCGGAAAUCUAUGGCAAGAUGCAAGCAGUGUUCAUAGAAAUGGACAAAAGCCCUGCUACAAACUCAGUAGUGAAAGAGCUGAAGGACUUGAAGGACGCAGUCAUUGGGAGUGGUGGAGAGGGUGCAAAGGAUGCAUUUGAUCCUGAGAAGCACAUAGAUGCCUAUUUGCCUGUACGGGUUAACGAGCAGAGGCUGAGCAACCUGUUGCAGUCCCUACUGGUGGGUGCUAGCCUCGGCGCCAUGCCUGUCAUCAAGAGGAUUCCAACGUCAGUGCUUUGGGGUUACUUUGCCUACAUGGCCAUCGACAGUCUCCCUGGGAAUCAGUUCUGGGAAAGGAUAUUGCUACUCUUCGUCACUCCUGGACGACGAUACAAGGUUCUGGAAGGGGCCCAUGCUUCCUUUGUGGAAGCAGUACCGUACAAGUACAUCGCCUUCUUUACUCUCUUCCAGUUCGUAUAUCUGCUGGUCUGUUUCGGGGUGACAUGGAUACCAAUAGCAGGGAUUCUUUUCCCUUUACCAUUCUUCCUGCUCAUAUCCAUAAGACAGCAUAUCCUCCCCAAGUUGUUCCAACCAUUUCAUUUGCGGGAACUGGAUGCAGCCGAGUACGAGGAAAUCACAGGGACCCCACGUCACAGUCGUAGCUUAUCACGCAAGGAGAGGGAAUCGAUUCAGUUGGACGGUGAUGGGAGUGUGGAAGUCUGUGAUGCUGAGAUAUUGGAUGAACUCACAACCAGCAGAGGGGAGAUUAAGCUUAGAUCUUCGAGCUUCAACGAUGAGAGGCAUUCUCAGGUUUACCCAGAUCAAGCGGGGUCCUGAAUUGAGCGAGAUCUUUGAACUGAUCGUAAUGGGAAACUGGUGGUGUGAGAUCUUUCAACUGAUCAUAACGGGAAACUGGUGGUGUGAUAUCUUCUUUGGAAACAACAUUGGGAAGAAAACAAAUGUAGUCAGAAUGUGUAAUUUCGCAUUGGUUUUUUUUUUUUUUUUGGUUAGAGCCAUUAAUAGAAUGUGCAUAAGGACAUUUAAGAGUUCACCAAUCAUUUCUUCUAUUUUUACAUUCAUAAUGGGAAAACAGAGAAAAAUUGUGCAUAGGCAUUUGGGUGUGUUCUUGAGGAGGGCUUGAUGAGGAAUCUAACUUGUUUCCAAGAAUAUUUUACACAAACUUCCUAACAAAUCCGUCCUUCUCUUAUUA